CCUACGUGAUUUCGCGGGGCAAAAUUCUUAUUAUGAGCGCGGUUUAGCUCUGGCCGUCAACAACCCCGCGAUUUAUUCUGAUAUGACUCGCAGGUCACGUUGGCUAAUUCUAUUAUGUUGCAUUCUGAUUUACGACCGAGAAUGCAAGGGGAAGUGGGGCGGGGCCUGCCUGGAGAGGACGAUAAGAAAGGCAAUGGGAAGGUUGACAACUCCGCUAUGAUUGAUCGCACUUUCACGGUGAAAUAUUACCCACUGAAACUCUCAUAAACACCGAAUAGUCACCAAACUUCGCAAAGGCACGGACAGUUGCACAGCUCCACCUCCUACCUCAGGGCCAUGGUCUACAUUCCUAAGUCGACCUUUGUGGUAGAUGUCCGAUUGAUCAACACAACGACAGAUGUCACCGUAAAAUCAGGUGACCUACUGCAGCCAGAACUGAAAGGACAAGACACCCUCUAUCUCCCCACUUUUGCCUUCUUGAUCCGUCACCGGGCCUCUGGCCGUUCUGUUCUAUUCGACUGCGGAUCCCGCAAGGACUGGAAGAACUUGCCUCCAGCUAUCGUCCCCUCUGUAGCAACUUCCGGGGUCCACAUAGAAAAGAGCGUUGACGAGAUCCUCCUAGAAGGAGGCCAAGACUUAAAUGAGCUCAGCUCGAUUAUCUGGAGCCACUGGCACUGGGAUCACAUUGGUGAUGCAAGCCGUUUUCCUAAAACCACUGAGCUCGUGGUAGGACCAAACUUCAAAGAGAAUUUCAUGCCGGGAUACCCUACAAAAGAGGAUGCACUGUUGCUAGACUCUGAUUUCGAAGGGCGCAAUGUACGGGAAAUAAAAUUCUCCGACGAUCUCCAAAUUGGAGGCUUCCCAGCCCAUGACUUCUUUGGGGAUGGAAGUCUGUAUCUGCUCGAUGCCCCGGGUCACGCGGUUGGUCACAUCGCCAGCCUCGCUCGCACCACGUUCAAUACAUUCGUCUUGUUAGGCGGCGACUCAUGUCACUUCCCUGGUGUAUUCAGACCUUCGGCACAUCUUACGCUCCCCUCGACAAUUCCAUCUACUGUUCGGAUGGACGCUCGGUUCCCACGCCCCUGCCCUAGCUCCUGCUUUACCAGCAUUCAUCCAGUGCAAGACCAGGCCUCCUCCACGCCCUUCUACAAUUUGCCACAGGCCAAGGGGGGGUGGUAUGCCGAUCCGCCCCGCGCACAGGAGAGCGUCACGAGCCUCUCGGAGUUAGACGGGGACGAUAAUAUAUUAGUCUUGAUAGCACACGAUAUGGCGAUGUUAGAAAUUAAGGAGCUGUUCCCGAGGCAUAAUAUCAAUGCCUGGAAAGAGAAGGGCUGGAAGGAGAGAUUUGCAUGGAGUUUUUUGAAUGAAUUGCCCAAUGACGCUGGGAAGGCGAGGAGGGAGUUUGAAGAUGCGGAAAGGUUGGAUAUCAAGAGUCCAGAUAACGAGGAUUGGAGAUCGAGGUAGUGCAUGACAAUUUAAUUUUGUAUAUUAAGUGAAGGACGAAGGGACUAUCGAAGGCAAACCACAAAUCGAAAUUAAAUGAAG
Messenger RNA from Pseudogymnoascus verrucosus, 1545 nucleotides. RefSeq lists its product as uncharacterized. Bases 337 to 1464 code for a protein of 375 amino acids. The transcript is spliced from 4 exons. NCBI's taxonomy places the organism in Eukaryota, Fungi, Ascomycota, Leotiomycetes, Thelebolales, Thelebolaceae. The record is from RefSeq and is a predicted model, not a curated record.